This is a messenger RNA of Rana temporaria (common frog), 2200 nucleotides long. It is a transcript of the gene USP14, whose product is annotated as ubiquitin specific peptidase 14. The transcript has 16 exons. Gene Ontology annotation, biological process: regulation of proteasomal protein catabolic process; protein deubiquitination; proteasome-mediated ubiquitin-dependent protein catabolic process. The record is from RefSeq and is a predicted model, not a curated record. Gene Ontology annotation, molecular function: protein binding; proteasome binding; cysteine-type deubiquitinase activity. The coding region runs from base 149 to 1618 and encodes 489 amino acids. Lineage: Eukaryota; Metazoa; Chordata; Amphibia; Anura; Ranidae.
UCAGGUGACCGGGCGGUGCAGUACGAUUGGCUGAGGUCUCGUAGCAGCGUGUGAUUUCGCAGCGUCACUGCUGUGCGGGGCCCUGUUUGAAUGAACCUGGGAGAGAGAGAGCGCCCCGUGAGCCGAACCUACGCCCCGAAUACCCAUCAUGCCCCUGUAUACAGUGAAUGUGAAGUGGGGAAAGGAGAAGUUUGACAAUGUGGAGUUGAACACUGAUGAGCCACCAAUGGUUUUUAAGGCCCAACUGUUUGCCUUGAGUGGUGUGCAGCCAGACAGGCAAAAAGUCAUGGUUAAAGGAGGGACUUUAAAGGACGAUGAUUGGGGGAACCUUAAAAUAAAAAAUGGAAUGAGCUUGUUAAUGGUUGGGUCAGCCGAGGCUCUUCCUGAAGAGCCAGCAGUAAGACCCGUCUUUGUAGAGGACAUGACAGAGGAGCAAUUGGCCUCAGCUAUGGAACUGCCCUGUGGCUUAACAAAUUUGGGUAACACCUGUUAUAUGAAUGCCACUGUUCAGUGUAUCCGCUCAGUGCCAGAGCUGAAAGACUCUCUUAAACGCUAUGCAGGUGCCUUGAGAGCUUCUGGGGAAAUGGCUUCUGCUCAGUACAUUACUGCAGCCCUCAGAGAUCUGUUUGAAUCUAUGGAGAAGACCUCUUCCAGUAUCCCGCCUAUCAUCCUCCUCCAGUUCUUGCACAUGGCCUUCCCACAGUUUGCAGAGAAAGGUGACCAGGGGCAGUACCUGCAGCAGGAUGCCAAUGAAUGCUGGGUACAAGUAAUGAGGGUGCUACAGCAGAAGUUAGAACCCAUAGAAGGGGACACUGACAUGGAGACCAACUCAGAAGCCGCUGCUGCUGCUGCACCAAAGAAGAAAAGCUUUAUUGACCAGUUUUUUGGCAUAGAAUUCGAGUCAACCAUGAAAUGCACUGAAUCUGAAGAGGAAGAAGUAACAAAAAGUAAAGAAAACCAGUUACAGCUCAGCUGUUUCAUUAACCAAGAAGUAAAAUAUCUAUUUACUGGACUCAAGCUGCGCCUUCAAGAAGAAAUCACCAAACAUUCACCAUCACUGCAAAGAAAUGCUUUAUAUAUCAAAACUUCCAGAAUAAGCCGUUUACCUGCCUACAUGACUAUCCAGAUGGUCCGAUUCUUUUAUAAAGAGAAGGAGUCUGUCAAUGCCAAAGUUCUUAAGGAUGUUAAAUUUCCUCUUAUGUUGGAUAUAUACGAUCUGUGCACACCAGAGCUUCAGGAAAAGAUGGCCCCAUUCCGCUCCAAAUUUAAAGAACUGGAAGACAAAGUUCCUGGGCCGGUACCAAAAGUUAUUCAAGGGAUACAAAAAGAAGUAAAAUUUGAACCGUUUGCCUUUCCUGAAGAUCUUGGGUCUAAUAAUUGUGGUUUCUAUGAACUGCAGGCAGUUCUUACACACCAGGGAAGAUCAAGUUCAUCAGGGCACUAUGUUUCAUGGGUUAAAAGGAAACAAGAUGAAUGGAUUAAGUUUGACGAUGACAAAGUGAGCAUUGUCUCUCCCGAAGAUAUACUAAGGCUGUCUGGAGGCGGAGACUGGCAUAUAGCUUAUGUUCUACUUUAUGGACCCCGAAGAAUCGCAGCUUCUGAAGACACUGAACAAUAAUGACGUUUUGCUGUUUUAGUCAUUAUUUUUUUCUUAGGUGUGAAAUAAAUGUUCCACAGUUAGAAUCUCCUGCCCCUGAACUCUUUGUUUUAGACAAAGUUGUGAAUUGUAUAGUUCAAUUCACCAUGUCCUGCAAAGCUUGAGAAUCCACAUCAUUUCUACUGAGAAAAUUGUGUCAAGUUUAAAAUAUUUUCUUACCACGUCUUAAAUUUUUUUAAAUUGGAAUCUGACUAUGCCAAAUGGCCUGCCACUGCACAGUGGUGCUAAAACUAUAUAUAUUUCUUUUUUUGGUUUGUUUUUUUACUGUCAAUGUCUGGAACAGAGGCCAAAAAAUAUUUAUUGCACACCUACAACUCAUCCAUUGUUACCAUUGCAUGGUUUAUACCACAGUACUUACCAUCCUUGCCUUAUCUGACAGUACUGCCAGGAAGGAGAAAAGGAUAUGUGUUGCCUCAUUGUAACAGUGCUGCUUCCCAUGACUGACAACGUGGCCACACUCGCAUCGUGUCCAGCCUCAGCUGACUCUCUGGUCCAGGUUGUUGCUGGCAUCUCAGUGACUUCAGAAUAAAAUUAUGAUCAAUC